Striga hermonthica is the source of this 1311-nucleotide messenger RNA. The record is from the annotation of a GenBank genome assembly. Lineage: Eukaryota; Viridiplantae; Streptophyta; Magnoliopsida; Lamiales; Orobanchaceae.
AUGAAGAACUCAGUAUCUGAACAGAGUUUCUACUUGGAAAGUGAGGGAGAAGAAGAAGAUGAUGAAGAGGAAAAGCUCUACGAGAAAAGUGAAAUAGACGGUAACGAUUCAGAUUAUUCGAACGAAGACGAACAUAUGGAACAAAGCAAGGCUGGUUCUUUAGACCCCUCUUGGCCUCAGAGUUACAGGCAAUCUAUGGACUUGUACGGGAGUGUCCCAUCAGCAAGUCUAAACUUUCUGGGCCCACAAUCACUUUCGAGGAUCGGGAGCUCAUUCCUCUCAUCGUCCUUUGUAAGAAAACGGACCCCAGAGGUUUUACCGUCCGUAAUUAAGCCACUGAUUGUGCCUUCAGAGCCUGAGAAGAGCAGCUCUCAUCAUCUUCUUUCACCUACACUUUCUAGAAGGUCCAGCUUAAGAAGAGCUGUUCUUGAUAAAAGGGCAUCGAUCGAACACUUUAUCCCGGUUUCUAAUCGGAGUACAUUCGGGCAGGCAGUGAUAAAUGGCAUGAAUGUGAUAUGUGGAGUUGGGCUCCUUUCGACACCGUAUGCUAUGAAAGAAGGAGGCUGGUUGGGCCUUUGUAUACUUAUGAUGUUUGCUGUACUUUCUUAUUACACUGGAAUUCUAUUAAGGUCUUGUUUGGAUAGUAAACCGGGCCUCGAAACUUACCCGGAUAUCGGCCAGGCUGCGUUUGGCACUACCGGACGUAUACUUAUAUCUGCUUGUUGUGUUGAGUACAUUAUUUUGGAGGGUGAUAACUUGUCAUCCUUAUUUCCCAACGCGCGUUUACACAUAGGAUUGAUUGAGCUAAACUCUCCCCAUCUUUUUGCAUUGAUCACAACGCUUGCAGUUCUUCCUACCGUUUGGUUACGAGAUUUGAGCAUCCUCAGCUACAUUUCUGUCGGAGGGGUGAUUGCAUCGAUAUUAGUGGUUGUUUGUUUGUUCUGGACGGGAUUAGUGGAUAACAUUAAUAUGCAUGCCAAAGGAUCGACUAUAAACCUCUCGAGCCUUCCGGUUGCGAUUGGUUUAUAUGGUUUUUGCUACUCGGGCCACGCUGUUAUUCCCAACAUUUAUUCGUCCAUGGAAAAGCCGAGCCAAUUCCCUUCUGUUCUUCUCAUGAGUUUUGGUAUUUGUACUUUGAUGUAUGCUGGAGCUGCAGCUAUGGGUUACAUUAUGUUUGGUGAGACUACACAAUCACAGUUCACACUCAAUAUGCCGAAAGAUUUAACUGCCUCCAAAAUUGCUGUUUGGACUACGGUUGUCAAUCCAUUUACAAAAUAUCCUUUCUACAUCCGAUUGUUCGAAUUUCGGUGA